GUUUGGUCGUUGGAUGUCGCGGGGGUAAGUGAAGGUGACCUUGGCGGGGUUUGGAAGUCGUCUGUUGUGUAGUGUCAACAAAUUAAGUUUCAAACAUGGCAGAUCAAGAUCCAGAUACAAGUCAAAGACGUUUCAUAGAGAGAGGUUCACACAAAGGCAAAGGCAUUGCAGUUCUUACCAGUGGAGGAGACUCUCAGGGAAUGAAUGCUGCUGUUCGUGCUGUUGUAAGAUUUGGUAUAUAUUUGGGUUGCAAAGUAUUCUUCAUCAGGGAAGGUUACCAAGGAAUGGUUGAUGGUGGAGAUCACAUAGAAGAGGCUGGAUGGUCUAGUGUUUCCUCUAUUAUUCAUAAGGGAGGAACUGUAAUUGGCUCUGCAAGGUGUAAGGACUUUAGAGAACGUGAAGGCCGCUUAAAGGCUGCAAAAAACCUUGUGACCAGAGGGAUUACAAAUCUUGUUGUGAUUGGUGGAGAUGGUUCACUCACAGGGGCAAAUCUCUUUCGACAAGAAUGGCCCUCUCUUCUUGAUGAACUACUGCAAAAGGGUGAAAUCACAAAAGAAAGCAGAGAAAAGUACACAUAUCUUCAUAUUGCUGGUUUGGUGGGUUCCAUAGACAAUGAUUUCUGUGGUACUGACAUGACCAUUGGUACGGAUUCUGCCCUUCAUCGAAUUAUUGAGGCUGUUGAUGCCAUAGUCUCAACAGCUUUCUCACAUCAGCGCACAUUUAUUAUGGAGGUCAUGGGACGACAUUGUGGAUAUUUGGCGCUGGUGACUGCCCUGACAAGUGAAGCUGAUUUUGUGUUUAUUCCUGAAUGGCCACCAGAGCAUGAUUGGCCAACUAAACUCUGCAAGAAGUUAGCACAGGAGCGGCUUGCAGGCCAACGAUUAAACAUUAUUAUUGUUGCGGAAGGAGCUAUAGACCGUGAUGGACAACCGAUUACUUCAGAGAAAGUGAAACAGGUUGUUGUAGAAAACUUGCAGCAAGACACCCGUAUAACUGUACUUGGACAUGUGCAGCGAGGUGGCAAUCCAUCUGCAUUUGACCGAGUAUUGGGCUGCCGUAUGGGAGCUGAGGCAGUUCUGGCUUUGAUGGAAGCAACACCAGGUUCCGAAGGAGUUCUUAUCUCUCUAGCUGGUAACCAGGCUGUUCGGUUGCCGUUAAUGGAAUGUGUAGAAAGGACAAAAGCUGUUGCAAAAGCUAUGGCUGACAAACAAUGGGAUAAAGCAGUUCAGCUUAGAGGCAGGAGUUUUGAAAGAAAUCUGUACAUCUACAAAAUGCUGACAAGACUAAAACCUCCUACUCCAGUUGGUGAUGCUGUACAGCAAGAUUCUGUUCUCGGCAUGGAAUCCUUCACUUUGGCAGUUAUGCACAUUGGAGCACCAGCUUGUGGAAUGAAUGCUGCUGUGAGAUCAUUUGUCAGAAAUUGCCUUUACCGCGGUGUGACAGUUCUUGGAAUUCAUGAUGGUAUUGAAGGUCUAGUGGCUGGUAAUAUUAGUAAAAUGGCAUGGUCAGAUGUGACUGGUUGGGUUUCUUUGGGUGGUGCCAUGCUGGGGACAAAACGUACUCUGCCUGGAAAUAGAAUAAAGCAAAUUGCAGCUCGCUUCAAGGAAUUCAACAUCCAAGGCCUUCUCAUUAUUGGCGGUUUUGAGGCUUACCAAGGUGCGCUGCAACUUGCAGAGAGCAGGCCAACACAACCAGAGUUCUGCAUACCGAUUGCUGUUAUUCCUUCAACAAUAAGUAAUAAUGUUCCAGGCACAGAAUUUUCCUUGGGUUGUGAUACAGCACUUAAUGAAAUUACAGAGAUUUGUGACAGAAUCCGGCAGUCUGCCCAGGGCACAAAGAGAAGAGUGUUUGUCAUAGAAACUAUGGGAGGCUACUGUGGAUACCUCGCUACACUAGCAGCUCUUGCUGGAGGCGCUGAUGCGGCAUACAUAUUCGAAGAGAAAUUUUCGAUAAAAGAUCUACAGCAAGAUGUGUACCACAUGGCAUCCAAAAUGGCUGAAGGUGUCCAGAGAGGCCUUAUUCUUAGAAAUGAAAAAUGCAAUGAAAACUACACAACAGACUUCAUUUAUCGUUUGUACUCUGAAGAAGGAAAGGGGCUUUUUAGUGCUCGAAUGAAUGUAUUAGGUCACAUGCAACAAGGAGGAUAUCCAACACCGUUCGACCGUAAUAUGGGAACAAAGAUGGGAGCAAAAACUGUUGAAUGGAUGUUCCACAAACUAAAAGAAUCUUCCAAAGGUGAUGGCACUGUAUAUACUGCAACACCAGAUUCUGCUACACUGCUUGGAGUAUUGAGGAGACGGUAUACAUUCAGUCCACUGGAAGAACUAAAGAAAGGCACAAAUUUUGAUUACCGUAUACCGAAGAAUCAGUGGUGGCUAAAAUUACGUCCUCUGUUAAGAAUUUUGUCAAAACAUGAGAGUGCUUAUGAAGAAGAAGGCUUGUACAUGACCAUAGAACAAGCAGAAGAAGAUGACAAAACAGUAGCAAAAUAAGACAAAUGGUAAUUCUUGAAGCUCUUAUCACCAAACAAGUAGUCUAUAUACCUUUAUUGUUUUUCUCCCUUUGAUUAUGUUCAAUGAGAACAAAGGUCUCUUUUAUGUAAGUUAAUAUAUGUUUUUUUUUUACAAUGUUUGCCCUCUUUGCUUCUGUUAUACUGCCGUUGUGUGUUGUAUGGAAUGUUAGAAACUAGGCUUUGACAAAGUGUGCAGGUGCUAACUGGAGAACUAAUAACUGUGUUCUUUCGUUUUCAGUUUCUAGAACCACAAAAAUUGUGUUACAGACAAAACAAUGUGAUCGAAACAUAUUUUGGGGGAAUACACUUUUUAUGUUAAGAGUUUCUAAUGUAGAAUGAUCUGGGAUGGUAACCAGCAUGUGAAAAGACAUACAUUUUUUUCUUUUAUUUGUCCUGCUGCUUUAUUGUAUUUUUAACAACUGAUUUGUUUCUGGUACAUUGAUUUCACAUAGAUCUGUAAUUAUAAUUGCCUUUUGUAACAUACCAAAAAACAUAAUAUAUAAGGCUUGGUUAUCUAUAGCACAAUUAUACUACACAAUGUGAAAGAUAAUACUGUGUUGUUUUUUUUCUUGCCAAAUGGUUAAAUUGAGUGCUGUUGUAGAAGUUACAAGUUCUUGUAUUGUGUUGAUAUUGUAAUUAAUUUAUCCAGUGUCGUUGUAUACUAAAAUACCAAAAAUGUAUCCUGUAUAGAGAACCCUUUAUAUCUAAAAUUGUUAUUUUAAUCUUGAAAAGAAUUUUAUGAUGAAGGUGUGGUGUUGUAUAGACGAUUAUUUUUUUAAAGUACUUGUGUUAUCCUCUGGUAGGAAUGCACUACUCUCAGUUGUUGACUUAUUUAUUUCAUAUAUUGUUGAUUAUUUAUACUCUUUUAACUGAUGUAGUGAAUGCAUUCCACUAUACUUCUCCCCACUUUUUUUUUUUUCUUUUCCCCUACUUCACGUAACUGUCAAAAAUACUCUUCAUACUGUGGGAAAAUGGCAGUGUUAAUUUUCUGAAGCUUGUACGCGCAAUGUAAAUUAGUUUUUGUCAGAUUAAUUUUAUAACUUGAAUAUUUCUUCAGAUGCCUUCGAGGUGCUGCAUUUUCACUCAGAUAAGCAUUUUUAAUGCCUCAUUCAUGACUACAUUUUUCAUUUUCGUACACCAAAAUUUGUAUGACUCAAUAUUAGAGCAUCUGAGACACACUUUGAUACAGAUUAGUGUACAUGCCGUAUGCUGUGUAACAUCUUUUUAUUUGAGUUAUAUCAUUUGCAAUGGCUUUGACAUAAGCUGCAGUAAUUUUUCAGAAAUGCAAAUUCUAUGAUUUAAAUCUAGCACAUGUUAGCUUUCAGUUAUGAUUUAGAUCUAUUACAUUUUAGUUUUCAGUUACUAAAGAUAAUGCCAAACAUUUACUUAAUGACUGUCAUGUUUUUCUUUUUUCUUUGUGUGGCUUCAGUAUUUAUCAGUGUUUAUUCAUGAGUGUUUUAUUGCGAUACUCAGCAUCCUGUGUAACACACUUACAUUAAAAUUGCCAAGCUGUGAGAGAGACAUGCUAAUGAAUGUGGACUGCAGCCGUAGUUAUAAUUUUGAUGAUUGCCUACUCUUAAUUAUCAAUUGUUACAGAUAGUAUGGGAAAAAAGAGGGGUGAAAAAGAAAGAUGAUUUUUUUAUAUUAAGCAACAGUAUUACCUGUAUUAGAUUGUAUUGUCUUAAAUGUGAUAGUAACUUAUUUAUCAAUGUCACCACUGAGAAGAUUACUUUUUUAAUGCCGAAACUGAGCAGUGCUCUGAAACUGUGCUGUGUUCUGAACGUAAAUUGUCCAUAAUAGACAAAUAAAUAAUGCCAAAACAAAUGUAAGGGCUAUGUUCCUCAAACUCAUUCACUCAAGUUGAAAUUUACAGAUGUAUCUUUCAUGUGUGUGUUCAUGUUAUAGACUGUUACUCAUGUGCCUUGGUUAAAGUAUUUUUAUGACUGUAAUAUUUAUUUUAAUACUUUUUACUGUAAAUAUUUAUUUGAAGAGUAGAAAAUGUGGACCCCCCAAGUUAUGGUCUUUUGGAAAAAUUAGUGCAAAAGCUGCAGAACAUAAACUAUGCAUUGGUGUAAAAUCUAGGAAAAAAUAUGAUACGUAAAUGAGAAUAUAUUGCUACUUACCACAUAGCAGGGAUGUUGACCAGUGGAAAUUAGUGUAUAAAAGAAGAAAUUGCUUAACUUCUGUCCAGUCAUCCCCCACCCCCGCCCUCUCAAACGCGCGUUUGGUGUCGCACCCACUGUAAGUUCCACGUGCCUCUAUGCGUGUCUUCCAUGUGGUGAGUGGCAAUCUAUCCUUAUUGGCAUAUCACAGAACAUUAUAUAACAAAUGUAUUCAUUAUAUUUGUUUCUUUUAAAAGCUGUAUCCAAAUACUUGCUGCCUGAACAGUAUGUGUUGCUUGAAACAAGCUCUUAACUGUAAAAUCUACUGAUACACUUAAGUGUUAAAACAAAAUAAAAGACUUUUGGAUAUACCAUCA
Schistocerca gregaria is the source of this 4991-nucleotide messenger RNA. It is a transcript of the gene Pfk, whose product is annotated as ATP-dependent 6-phosphofructokinase. Gene Ontology annotation, cellular component: 6-phosphofructokinase complex; cytoplasm. The transcript has 18 exons. Gene Ontology annotation, molecular function: identical protein binding; AMP binding; monosaccharide binding. The record is from RefSeq and is a predicted model, not a curated record. Lineage: Eukaryota; Metazoa; Arthropoda; Insecta; Orthoptera; Acrididae. Gene Ontology annotation, biological process: canonical glycolysis; fructose 6-phosphate metabolic process; fructose 1,6-bisphosphate metabolic process. Bases 96 to 2492 code for a protein of 798 amino acids.